CACACACACACGAGCAGCCGGAGAUUUCUGAGAAUGAGCGUCGGCUGCAGCACGAGCGAAAGACGCGUCUCCGCGCGACGUCAGACUCUCAACGCGUGCAAACGCGUCAGGUCAACUAAAGGGGCAUCUAAAGCCCGUCGAGACCACAUCAAUGGAGAGAUCCGGACCCUCCGGGCACUGUUGCCCAUCUCCUCUGAAGACCAGGAGCAGCUGUCGUACCUGCACUCCAUGUCUCUCAUCUGUACCUUCAUCAGGAAGUCUGUGAUGCUCCAAGGUACUCAUACACAUGACAGCAGCGGCACUUCCCUGCCGUGCGAGACUUUCCUGCAAACGUCCGGAUUCAUUGUUGCUUUGAGCAGAGACGGGACGCUGCUGUAUGUGUCUGAAACUGUGUGUGACUAUCUGGGCCUGUCCAUGGUGGACGUGCUUCAAGGAGACUCGUUCUAUGAUAUGAUAGACGGCCAUGAUGUGGAAACUGUGCAAGAGCUUUUGAGAGACGCCGACGCUUCAGCAGAGCUCAGUUUGGUGUGCCGGAUGAGAACAUCGAAAGUGUUCCGGAGCCAGUUGGGCAGCUGCUGCUCCAUGUUGGUGAGGGGGCGUUUCCUGGCCGGAUCUCCGAACUCCUCGCUGUUCGUGGCUCUCUGUACGCCCACCGCAGACAGACUGAAGGACGGAGAGAUUCACAGCGACUCCAUGUGCUUCCAAACUCUCCACACGGCAGAUAUGAGCUUCAGUCGCGUCCCCUACUGUGUCGUCUUCCACCUGGGUUUCUCCGCGGAAGAGCUGAUUGGCCAGUCGUGGUACCGCCUCCUGCACCCUGAUGACCUCACAGCCAGUGCGUCCUGCCACGAGCGUCUCACAGGAGACGACGGAGACUCAGAAGUGCAGCUGGUUGUCAGACUGCAGUGUAAAGAUCUGUCAUGGCUCUGGAUCUACACGCGGGCAACUAUAGAUCCAGACAAACAACUGAUCACCUGCGCCAACCACGUGAUCAGUGAAGCGGAGGCCGUGUAUCUCAGACAGAAGCUCUACAGCAGUGUGUGUCCGCGCUCGAGCUCAAUGAAGAGACACGGAGAGAGCGACGGGUCAAGAAGGAAGAUCCAGAGAGUCUCUGAGAACACUGAUCAAUACAGCCGAUCAUCUGUCACUAUUGAAGACCAGCCCGCGUUCUUCUCCACCCCUCCAUACAGCCCCACUUCCUCUCACUCUUCUGACUUCCUGUCUGAAGUAUCCGAUCCGUUUGAGCAGCUUAUAUGUGACUGGAGUUCUGCUUCUGAAUCGUAUAAUUUCUCUACAGCGAGUUCUCCGGCGAGUUCUCACGAUGAGGCGUUCCCUCUUGACGUGUUGAGUUUGGCGUCUCACUUGUACUCUGACUCGCCCGCUCACAUGCCCGUCUGUGUGACUGAUACCCACCUGGUGCCCGUGUAUCAGCCUGACGGUGUUUUCCACCAAGAGGAGUUCAGUUUGUUUCCCUUGACCCAAACACCAGGGCGCUCCAGCACUCAUUCAGACCACGACGAUGCCAGGCUGCUCACCCGGACGUCGCCUAGCGCCGAGCUACACUUCCGCUACAGCCCGACGGAAAGGCAUGAAAUCAGCAUCCUCGCCCAUCAGAUCUGCUCACUCGCCAACAACUUUGACGUGUACGGCACACCGGAGUCACUUCCUGCCAACUUUGCCCUCUGCUGGCUGCCUGUAACCUCACAGCCAACCGGACCCGAGCCGCUACUGGACGAGAGAGUCAUAGAGAGCUUUCUGCAAGAUCUCGAUGUGAUCUCAGAGAAACAGCCCGACUGUGUUUGGAAUGAGCUGCAGGGCGUCCUGGCGGGCGCAGGUGCCCAGCUUCAGACUCUCUCUGUGGGCAUGCUGAAACACACAGGACCCCUCGAGUCGUUCUCAUCAGAGACAGGCAUCAGCACACACGACGAGUUGAAUCAACUCAAUCACGUUCUGUAUGAUGCCACCAACCGAGAUGGACUUGCCGAAGAAUCCAUGUACUAAAGGAAGUCUGUGACUUACAGGAUUGACCCCAGUAUGGCAUAUUGCCAUGGCAACCAGUGGAAAACUCUUUACAUCAGCUGAUAUAAUUAAGUUUAGGAGGCAACAGCAAUCAUUCCUAUUUCAGUCUGUGAGUCACAUACAUGUGAAGCACAUUUUAAAUGAUUAAACACAUAUUUUACUCCUUGUGUUGACUGUGGCACAAUGUCAUUAAUUUCCGUUAUUAUAUACCAUGAAUAAAUAAGCUACUAUGCACUUACUCCACGUUCUGCUGUAGACGUAAAGCCACAUACAGAGAAAACAAUGUAAAAUAUGGUGGAAAAUUAUACUUUGAAUAAUAAUACGAUUAAACUAUCUACCUCAUCAUCGCCUAAAAGUUUUGAAAUCAUUCCAGACACUCUUUUAUAGAGUCUUAAUGUUUGGUUGUAUAUUUAUUUUUGUAGUUUAUUUCAAUUGACCAUUUGUACAUGAGCAAGAUGUUCCUUUUGUACAUUUUGCUCUCAUGUAUGUAUGUUUAUCUGGCAGUGAACAAUCAGCCUUAUAUUUGUGCUCUAAUCUAAUGUUUAGAGUCAACAUGUUAUUUAUAUAUUUUGCUGUUGUUUUUAUUUGUAUUAUGUACAUUAAAUAAAGAUGUUA
Xyrauchen texanus (razorback sucker) is the source of this 2634-nucleotide messenger RNA. RefSeq names its product neuronal PAS domain protein 4 like (gene npas4l). The record is from RefSeq and is a predicted model, not a curated record. Lineage: Eukaryota; Metazoa; Chordata; Actinopteri; Cypriniformes; Catostomidae. Gene Ontology annotation, biological process: regulation of transcription by RNA polymerase II. Gene Ontology annotation, molecular function: DNA-binding transcription factor activity, RNA polymerase II-specific; RNA polymerase II transcription regulatory region sequence-specific DNA binding; protein dimerization activity.